AUGUCUGACAAGAACACCAAGUCCGUCGUCGACGAGACGCCCAUCACCCACCCCGCCGGCGAGCGCAAGAACUCGCUCGAGGCCCACCUCCAACACCGUCCCGAUCGCGCCGAGUUGGUCGAGAAGAACAUCUUGCCCGCCUCCAACGCCGCGCCUAGCUUGAUCGCCCACCAGAAGGAGCUUGAGAAGCACAUGCGUGCAGACUCCCUCAACGACAAGAUCUCCCACCGUCCCGCCCCCGAGGAUCUCAUCAAGGAGGGCGUGCUGAAGGAGGACCCUCGCAGCGCCGACGACAAGUAUGCCGAGGCCAUCGAGGACGAGUACGCCAAGCGCGAGGGUGGCGCGUGA
Messenger RNA from Colletotrichum acutatum, 348 nucleotides. RefSeq lists its product as uncharacterized. The record is from RefSeq and is a predicted model, not a curated record. The transcript is spliced from 2 exons. The coding region runs from base 1 to 348 and encodes 115 amino acids. Gene Ontology annotation, molecular function: transcription coactivator activity. Gene Ontology annotation, cellular component: nucleus. Gene Ontology annotation, biological process: positive regulation of transcription by RNA polymerase II. Lineage: Eukaryota; Fungi; Ascomycota; Sordariomycetes; Glomerellales; Glomerellaceae.